This is a messenger RNA of Punica granatum (pomegranate), 969 nucleotides long. The record is from RefSeq and is a predicted model, not a curated record. Lineage: Eukaryota; Viridiplantae; Streptophyta; Magnoliopsida; Myrtales; Lythraceae.
CAACGGCCGGCGAAUUAGUUAAGCUCUCUUCGGCCUCUGUCCGCCGGUGGAGGAACGACACCAGUUGCAGAGCCGUCGACGGCGGAAGAGUUAGAGACAGAACUCCUCCUUGCUAGAGAUGGACAUAGCUCUCUUCUCUCCCUCUUCACUCUUCGCCGACCAGGAUGACUCCUCUUCUGAGGCGGAGGAGGAGAAGCCGAAGACCCGCCAGAGCUAUGUGGAGAGGAGGCACCAGUUCCCUGGAAUGGAACUAGUCAUUCGGGAGUUCUCGUUUCACCAGCUGAAUGCUAAUUUACUGUGGCCCGGGACGUUUGCAUUUGCAGUAUGGUUAGUUCAGGACCAGUUUUGUUUGCAAGGGCGGCGCUGCAUAGAACUGGGCAGUGGGACUGGAGCUCUAGCUAUCUUUCUACGAAAAUCAUUCAAUCUGGAUAUCACAACAUCGGACUAUGAUGAUAGCGAGAUUGAAGAGAACAUAGCAUAUAACUGCAGGGUUAAUGGAAUUUCUCCUGCUCUCCCUCACAUAAAGCAUUCAUGGGGAGACACCUUUCCAGAGGCUGACCCAGAUUGGGACCUCAUAAUCGCUAGUGAUAUUCUUUUAUAUGUGAAGCAAUACCCAAACUUGAUAAAAACUCUCUGCUUUCUCCUGAAAAGUUACAAGCCCAGGAACAAAGAGUCAGCUGCUUCAGAGGGAUCGAUCUUGAGUCUUCCCCGACCAACAUUUCUCAUGAGCUGGAGACGCAGAAUUGGAAAAGAAGAGGAGUCUCUCUUCUUCAACGGGUGCGAGGAGGCCGGUCUUGUGGUGAAGCAUAUUGUGUCCCGUGUGUACUGUGUCAGCUUAAAAAAAUUGCAGUAGAGCCUGUAAAAUCGGUGCUUAUGGAUUGAACCUGAAUCUUCACUGCCAUAUCAGAUGUACAAUGUUGAUCAAUUGAAGUUUUAAGAGAUCAGGAAUCAUUGCAUUCUUACGGCCAA